GGAAUGCUAAACAUAAAAAACAGAAAUCGAAAUGUGACUAACAGAAUUGAGAGGAAUAAUUUUGUUUCUGCAAUUCUCUCUCUACGAGUCGUUUCGUUCCGUUCUGUUCUGUUCUCUCUCUCAACGAUGCAGAGACAAGCAGGAACCUCUCGCGCGGUGGAGCUGCCGCAGACAUCGCAGCCCCGAUUGGUGCCGUUUUCUUCUCCCAAGGGGAAGAUCGAGGAGGCUGCUAAUCUUCCGCUCUACAAGAGGAAUUCCUCCGUCGGGAAGAAGGAGAAUUUGAAGUCUCGAUUGCCAGAGAAGCUGGUUCAUCUCAUUCCUGUCGCGGUGCUUCUCUGCUUCUUCAUCCUCUGGUGCUUUUCCUACUCCGCAGUGAAUUUCGAUAGCAAGGAGGAAUGGAUUGCUGCUGCUCGACUGAUGGCACAAAAUGCAACGUUCUUCCCGCCUUUUUCAUGGAUUUCCGGCGUACAGCUUCUGAACAACGAUAGCUAUUCCGAGUGAUUGGAUGAGCAAGACUUGAACAAUCUACGGCAGCGAACGGUGAGGUUUCAAUCACUGUUGAUCUCUUAUGCUAGAAAAAGCCAGACAAGUAUACCACAAUGUAGCUCCGAUUCAUGAUUAUUUUGUUGCUUUGAUUGAAGUUGCUAAAUGUGUAACAUUUAGACUCAAAACUAGAAAAUCUAGCCAAAUCUACAAAUGUUCACUUGAUUUGCUACUUGCUUUGAUUGCCUCUGCACCGGCAAGUUCUUCUCCUCGUCUUUGGGAAAUGUUUACUUAAUUGUUGAACCACACCACCCCUCUCGUCUCCUAUGGCUGCCGCCGCAGAUUUCCACAAACUCGAUGCUGCAGCACCAAACAUGCUUUGUCUCCUACGUCGGAGACAGCCACCGGUCCCCUGAGGUUCUUGAUCGCAGUUCAUCAUCUAUUGGGAUAUCCCAAAAGUUCAGUACUAUAUCUUUUAAUUUGAAUUAAAAAAAAUAUUCUGUAUUCUUUGCUAAAAUAAGCUUUAAUAGCAGUGGUAAUUUGUCAAAAUGAAGCGUGGAGCACUAAAUAAGGGCGAAAUAUAAUAGUAACUACUAAAUUAAGUUUA
Messenger RNA from Salvia splendens (bonfire salvia), 1090 nucleotides. RefSeq lists its product as uncharacterized. The record is from RefSeq and is a predicted model, not a curated record. The transcript has 2 exons. Lineage: Eukaryota; Viridiplantae; Streptophyta; Magnoliopsida; Lamiales; Lamiaceae. The coding region runs from base 4 to 501 and encodes 165 amino acids.